Molecule: messenger RNA, 3039 nt
Organism: Dermochelys coriacea (leatherback sea turtle)
Lineage: Eukaryota; Metazoa; Chordata; Testudines; Dermochelyidae
Gene: FAABTP
Product: transmembrane protein 19
Exons: 7
Coding region: 293-1300 (335 amino acids)
Cellular component (GO): membrane
Source: RefSeq, a predicted model, not a curated record
CUCUCACGGGCUCGGUGGGGGAUGGGGGCUCAGUUCCGCCCCCGCCCCAGCUGUCACGGCGCUGCGCCUGCGCGGCAAGGUCUUUCCCUGAGCGGCGGCGGAUGGGCAGGAAGCACGGAGCAUGCGCGGCGGGGGGCGGCCGGCCGGAGCCCUGAGGCUGCGCGGAGGCGGGGUCGCUCUGGCAGCGCUGGUGCCCGCCGGGGCGGGGGCCAAGCAUGAGGCUCGCCCAGCGGCCGGGGCAGGACCGCGAGCUCGCCGUGCCUGGCAGAGGGUAGUUACCUUCUGAAUUCCCAUGUCUUACCAGCAGGAGGAUUACAAAGAAUCUAUCAAAAUGAUGACAAAUAUUGUCAUUUUGAGCCUGCUUAUUUGUAUUUCGUUAUCUUUCUGGAUUGUGUCUAUGACAGCAAGUACGUACUAUGGUACUUUACGGCCUAUUUCUCCAUGGCGUUGGCUUUUUUCGGUUGUGGUUCCACUAAUGAUUGCUUCACAAGGCUUUAAGAAGAAGAGCCUGGAUCACAGUGGAGCUUUAGGGGGAUUAGUGGUUGGGUUUAUCCUAACAAUUGCAAAUUACAGCUUCUUCACUGCAUUGCUCAUGUUUUUUGUUACUUCUUCAAAACUUACUAAGUGGAAAGAAGAUGUGAAGAAGCGUAUAGAUUCAGAAUUCAAACAAGGUGGGCAGAGGAAUUGGGUGCAAGUAUUCUGUAACGGUGGUGUCCCUACAGAGCUGGCUCUGCUAUAUAUGAUAGAAAAUGGACCAGGUGAAAUUCCAAUAGACUUUUCCAAGCAGUACACUGCAUCAUGGAUGUGUUUAUCCCUUUUGGGAGCUUUGGCCUGCUCUGCUGGAGAUACUUGGGCUUCAGAGAUUGGCAGUGUCUGGAGUAAAAGUGAGCCAAGAUUAAUAACAACAUGGGAAAAGGUUCCAGUAGGUACUAAUGGAGGUGUUACAUUAGUGGGCCUAAUUUCAAGUCUCAUUGGUGGUAUGCUAGUAGGUGUGGCUUACUUCAUUACUCAGCUUGUUUUUGUGAGUGAUCUGGAUAUAUCUGCUCCACAGUGGCCACUUGUUGUGUUUGGUGCAAUGGCUGGUUUACUGGGGUCAAUUAUUGAUUCAUAUUUAGGAGCUACAAUGCAAUAUACCGGUUUUGACAAGCGUAUUGGCAUGGUUGUCAACUACCAAACAAAAGACUCAAAGCACAUAUCUGGAAAACCUAUUCUGGACAAUAAUGCAGUGAACCUCUUUUCUUCUGUAGUCAUUGCUUUGUUACUUCCUGGUGUGGCAUGGGGUUUCUGGCCAAGAGGGUGAAACUUCCUAAGUCUUUUAAUACAUAGUUCAAAUACACUUAAUAUGAAUCAAAGUUUUCUCCCCAAAGCACUGUUUUUACCUUGUUUGAGGAAGUCCUCUGCAUCCUUUUCAGAGCCAGAAGGAUUCACCAUCUUAACUUCCUUAGGCUGUAAGUUUUAUGGCAGCCACCAUCUUUCUGGGAAAAGAGGACCAGAUGAGGCUCUGUUAAUAACCUGUCAGUGCUACUCCUUAAUUGGACACAGUUUGCUACUUUUGUAACAUGAAACACUUCAUUUUCCCUUCUGAAGCUGAAUGCUUGGUCUCCAAAUCAUUUCCAGCCCCUGGCAGAAGAAAGAGUGAGAGAAUACAACCAAAAAUCUAACCUGGAUCUGCCAUACAACUAGUAUUAACACUGUUCUCCAAGCCACAAAGUAUUAUAUAUUUUCUGUAAUACAGAUCAUAGUAGUAUCGAUGAAAUCACUGAAUUCUGGUUUAGUAUAUAUUUCCCAUUGUCUGCUACAAUAUUAUAGGUUUUAUAGAGGUGCAUUGAAGUCUUUAAAAACAUUGUGCUUAAUAAGCAUUGUUGCCUAUUCUAUGUUGUGUUACUUUUUUGCCAUGCUUUUGACAAAAAGUAAGAAAAAGUAAUGGUAUAACAUAAUGUCUCAGGCAUAUGACUAAAUUUAAAAUCAAAACUAAUCUUUUUCCAAUAAGCAAAACAGUUUUCUGUCCUUGUUUUCUGAAAGUCUUCCUUGCUUUUUAUUAAGUAGGAAUAUAAAGCUUAUAUAAGCAGCAUCAAAAGAUACUUCUUCUCAGAUUAAAUUAUUGAUCUUAAAAGUAAAGAUUACAUUUUUUAAUUCAAAAUCAACUGGUUAGAAAAGAUGUAACUUGUUCUGUAACUGUGGAAUUACUCUUUAAUAAUCUGAGUUAAAUAGUAGCACGUUCACCAAGUUGUGGUCUUCAUAAUUCUUUCUCAGUAACACUACUCUUUUGUUUUACAAAUUAUUGCUCACUGGAGAUGUAAAAAGCGUUGGGGCCUUUAUUGUUGAUAAAUUAUUACGGGUUUUUUACUUUUAUCAUUAAAUGACAGGCUAAAAAUUUUUUCAGUUAACAAUUUAAUAUUUAUUAUAUAGAAUCAGAUCCUGCAUCUGGGUUGCGUGCGUGGAUCCUUUUGGCCAUAUAGAGAUCAUCCACCUGGAUCCAUUUGCAGGGUAUGACCCAUAAUGUGUGCACCAAAAAAAGUUUCUUCCAUUCUGAGAGUGAUUACCAGUUCCGGUGAUAUUCCCAGUUUUAAGUAUAGGAGACUUGGCAGAAUCUUUCAAAACAGAAUAAACUAAGUCUGACCACUGCAUCCUAAUGUUCUUGUUGAAAAGCACUGUAACGUGAAAGGCAUAGAUGCCCUUAUUGAUUAAUUAUAUUUAAUUUAACUGCAAAUAAAUCCAUUUUGCUUCAUUAUAUAGUUAGGAUUUUGUGCUAACAUAUUUUUGAUUUUGUUAAUGCCCCAAGGCAUUAGAGGAAGGCUCUUAGAAAGGAAAAAAAGUAGAUGAUGGUGAGCUCAGUAAGAGAGUGAAAACAUACAAAUACUUUGAGGGGGUUUAGCUUUUAAUUUAAAUAUUUGUAUUGUCUGGUAUAUUAUGUUGCAGGAAUCAAAGGUAUCUUUUCAGGGAUUAAGGAGGCUUUUAGCCAAGUUUCCAUUAUAAUCUAAUGCGGAUCCCAAGACUAAAACACCACACAACACGGAACAUAUAUCCAUAAUAUGUUUU